This is a messenger RNA of Aethalodelphis obliquidens (Pacific white-sided dolphin), 2216 nucleotides long. RefSeq names its product zinc finger protein 709-like. The transcript is spliced from 4 exons. NCBI's taxonomy places the organism in Eukaryota, Metazoa, Chordata, Mammalia, Artiodactyla, Delphinidae. Gene Ontology annotation, biological process: regulation of DNA-templated transcription. The coding region runs from base 496 to 1743 and encodes 415 amino acids. The record is from RefSeq and is a predicted model, not a curated record. Gene Ontology annotation, cellular component: nucleus.
UCUUAACAAGAAGCACAGUUCCGUGCCUGGCCACACAGACUUACACCAAGCCCUUGACCCCUGGAGGACAUAAGACCCUCUUGUUCCAGGCAGGACUGACCUGGGCCAUCCUCUUAUCUGUACUUGCUGCAUCUUGAAACAGAAUCAGGAAUCUCAGUGCAGGAGGAGCUGCGGAAGACAACGGAGACAAUCCCAGGCCAGGAAAUGUUGUUUUACCAAGCAAACGUGCCAGGCGGGGACAGGUCCCAUCCCACCUCCCACAGGUGGGAGGCAUUAGGGGGCGGGGUAUUGAGUCUGUCCAACCAGGCGGCCGCUGAGGCAGGUGGGCGGAGCGGUCCCCCACUCAGACGUGGACUUCCUUACCUUCUACAGCAGAGGGAUCGCGCAUCUUUUCCGGUUCACUAACCUGUUAACUCUCACGUACCUUCUGUUGCCCUGUGUUCUGCACUAGUCCUUGGAGUCGUUAAGAGGGACUCAGACCCAGGAAACCUCGAAAUGGACUCAUUGGCCUUUGAGGAUGUGGCUGUGAAUUUCACCCUGGAGGAGUGGGUUUUACUGGAUUCCUCACAGAGGAAACUCUACAGAGAUGUGAUGCAGGAAAACUUCCAGAACCUGGUCUCAGUAGAAACAAAACAGGAAGAUCAUGACAUUGAAUAUCAGUACAAAAACCAGGGGAGAAAAUUAAGAAGUUCUAUGGUAGAGAGACUCUCUGAAAGUAAAGGCAGUAGUUUCUGUGGAGAAAACUUCACCCUUAUUCCAACUCUCAAUCUGAAGAAGAAAACUCCUGGUUUAAAACCAUGGGAAUGCAGUGCAUGUGCAAAGGUCUUCAUGCAUCAUUCAUCCUUUAAUAGACACAUGAAAUGUCACAUUGAAAACAAACGAAGAGAGUAUCAAAAGUACCAUGAGAAGGUAUAUAAAUGUAAAGAAUGUGGGAAAGCAUUCAUUUCUCCUAGUUCUCUUAGAACACAUGAAAGGAGUCACACUGGAGAGAAGCCCUAUGAAUGUGAACAAUGUGGAAAAGUCUUUCGAUAUAAAAAAUCCUUCCGACUACACAAAAGAACUCACACAGGAGAGAAACCCUAUGAAUGUAAGGAAUGUGGGAAAGCCUUCAUGUGGGAAACAACUUUUCGAAAACACAUGGUAACUCACGCUGGGGAUUUACCUUAUAAAUGUCAGAAAUGUGAGAAAGCAUUCAUUUAUCCCAGUUGUCUUCGAAUGCAUGAAAGCAGUCACAAUGGAGAGAAACCCUAUCAAUGUAAACAAUGUGGAAAAGCCUUUAAAAGUCCUGAAACUAUUCAAAUCCAUGAAAGAAUUCACAGGGGAGAGAAACUCUAUGAAUGUAAGCAGUGUGGUAAAGCCUUCAAUCAUUUCAGUUCCUUACAGCUACACAAAAGACAUCACACAGGAGAGACACCAUAUGUGUGUAAAACAUGUUCUAAAGUAUUGAAUACUGCCCGGUCUCUUCGAAAUCAUGAAAGAAUCCACACUGGAGAAAAACCUUAUGAAUGUAAGGAAUGUGGGAAAGCCUUCACAUGGAAAAUAACCCUUCAGAAACAUAUGAUAACACACACUGGGGAUGGACCUUAUAAAUGUAAAGAAUGUGAGAGAGUAUUCAUUAAUCCCAGUUCUCUUAAAACACAUGAAAGGAGUCACACUGGAGAGAAACCAUAUCAAUGUGAACAAUGUGGUAAAAGUUAUAGAUAUCUAGCAGUUUUGAAAAUACAUCGAAGGACCCAUACUUGAGAAAAACCCUAUGAAUGUAAAAAUGAAGGGAAAACCUUCACUUCUGCAUAUGUUCAAGUGCAUGAAAGAAUUCACACUGGACAGAAACCCUAUCAAUGACAGGAAUGUGGAAAAUCCUUCAUUUGCCUCUCAGUCGUUCAAAGACCUGAGACUGCACACUGGACAGAAAUCAUAUAAAAUAUGACGAAUGUGGGAAUAGCUUUUCUGAUCUUUGUAGUUUAUGAAACCAUAAAAGGGUUUACUAGAUAAAACCUUAUUUGUAAACAGCCUGGGUUGUUGGUCGAUAUCAUUACAUGUAAAAACUCCCAUGGAAAAGAAGUAUAAAUGUAAGUAACAUGAGAUAACUUGAUGGAAAGUAAUCUAUGCCUAAUGUUCCAAAAAACCUUCAAUAUGAAAGAGUUUUUAAAAAUUUUAUUUAUUAUUAUUUUUUUUUGGCCAGGCUGUGCAGCAUGUGGGGCAUCUUAGUUCCCCAA